Messenger RNA from Trichoplax adhaerens, 651 nucleotides. RefSeq lists its product as uncharacterized. The record is from RefSeq and is a predicted model, not a curated record. The transcript has 3 exons. NCBI's taxonomy places the organism in Eukaryota, Metazoa, Placozoa, Uniplacotomia, Trichoplacea, Trichoplacidae. Bases 1 to 651 code for a protein of 216 amino acids.
AUGAUCGAUCCGUGUAACCUUCAACUAAGACGCUUGGUUUAUCAAGACAGUGAUGGGAAAAGAAGCACUUAUAUCGGCCAAGUCGAUAUUGCAAAAGGUGAAAAAAAUGGUAUCGGUAAACAAGAAAUGGCUAAUCGUUAUAUUUAUAUUGGUCAUUGGCUAAAUGGUUUAUUUCAUGGCCAUGGUAAAUUAUAUUCUCCAGAAUUAGAAAUUUGUUAUACUGGAGAGUUUGAACAAGGUCGAAUGCACGGCUAUGGCGUUUUAGUACGCUAUUCUAAGCCUAAUGAUGCUCUACAGAAAGAGUCUAAAAGAGUUAUUGACAAAUUUGCUGGUAAAUUUACACAGGGUAAGCCAGGUAGAACUGGUCGAAGAACUAUUUAUCAUAGUAAAUAUAAUAUUGAAAGCCAUGAAGGAACUUUUGUGAACAAUCAACUUCUCUAUCAGUGUAAGCCGGAACGUGUAGAAUUAGCUAUUGAACGAGCUGAAGAAAAUCAGCGUAUUGCUGAAGCCGUGCUAUCGUAUUACGAAACUAAAGAGUUAUUCUCUAGAUUUAGCGUUUAUAAAAUGCAGAAUUGUGGGAAAUUGUGGACAUUUUCUGUCGUUUACUUUGACUUCCGAUACAUUGAUAAAGCAUUACAAAAUGAUGAGUAA